GGCGCGGAGCGGACCCCCCCGGCAUCCCCGGGCACCUCCUGCGUCCGGAGGGCGAGGAAGAAAACGAGAAGGGGGACGAUUCUGUGCUGGAGGGACGGAGAGAAAGAGGGGAUUUGCGUCCCGUCCCGCGGCCGGAGAGGGGCCGUCAUGGGCGGAGGGGCUGCGAGGAGGAGCCCCCCGAGGAGGAGCCCCCCGAGGAGGACCCCCCCGGCGCUGCUGGGGCUGCUGCUGGGGCUGUGCGGCUGUGCGGCUGCGCUGCGAGGAAAUGAGAACAGUGAAGCCCUUCCAGAGUCUAUCCCAUCUGCUCCUGGAACGCUGCCUCAUUUUAUGGAGGAACCAGAUGAUGCCUACAUUAUAAAAAGCAACCCCAUUGUCUUACGCUGCAAAGCCAUGCCAGCUAUGCAGAUCUUCUUCAAGUGCAACGGUGAAUGGGUCCAUCAAAACGAGCAUGUGUCAGAGGAAAGCAUGGACGAGACCACAGGACUGAAAGUUCGGGAGGUGUUCAUCAACGUGACGAGGCAGCAGGUGGAAGAUUUCCAUGGGCCGGAAGAUUACUGGUGUCAAUGUGUUGCAUGGAGCCACCUGGGGACCUCCAAGAGCAGGAAGGCAUCUGUCCGCAUAGCCUAUUUACGGAAGAACUUUGAGCAAGACCCCCAAGGGAAGGAGGUUCCUAUUGAAGGGAUGAUCGUCCUGCACUGCCGGCCGCCCGAGGGAGUCCCUGCUGCCGAGGUGGAAUGGCUAAAGAAUGAGGAGCCCAUCGAUUCCAACCUGGAUGAGAACAUUGACACCAGAGCAGACCACAACCUCAUCAUUCGGCAGGCGCGGCUGUCAGACUCUGGGAACUACACCUGCAUGGCAGCCAACAUCGUGGCCAAGAGAAGGAGCAUGUCUGCAACGGUGGUGGUGUACGUCAAUGGAGGAUGGUCAUCGUGGACCGAGUGGUCAAACUGCAACGCACGGUGUGGCCGGGGCUGGCAGAAGCGAUCGCGGACCUGUACCAACCCUGCCCCGCUCAACGGAGGGGCGUUCUGCGAGGGAAUGUCCGUGCAGAAAAUCACCUGCACUUCUCUCUGCCCUGUGGACGGAAACUGGGAGGUGUGGAGCGAGUGGUCUGUGUGCAGCCCGGAGUGCGAGCAUUUGAGAGUUCGGGAAUGUAUCGCACCGCCUCCAAGGAACGGUGGGAAGUACUGCGAGGGCUUGAGCCAGGAGUCGGAGAACUGCACGGAAGGGCUUUGCAUUCAAGAUAAAAAACCUCUUCAUGAAAUAAAAUCCCAAAACAUUGAGACUGCCAGCGACAUUGCCUUGUACUCCGGCCUGGGAGCAGCAGUCAUUGCUGUAGCGGUGCUGGCGGUUGGCGUUACUCUUUACAGACGGAGUCAGAGUGAGUACGGCGUGGAUGUGAUUGAUUCAUCUGCACUGACAGGAGGCUUCCAGACAUUUAAUUUUAAAACAGUCAGACAAGGUAACUCCCUGCUGUUGAACUCCUCCAUGCAGCCUGACCUGACGGUGAGCAGGACGUACAGCGGGCCGAUCUGCCUGCAGGAUCCCAUGGACAAGGAGCUCAUGACAGAGUCAUCACUCUUCAACCCACUGUCAGACAUCAAAGUCAAAGUGCAGAGUUCGUUCAUGGUGUCCCUAGGGGUGACCGAGAGGGCUGAAUAUCAUGGAAAGGCACAUUCCGGAACUUUUCCUCAUGGGAACAGAGCUUUUGGUACAAUACAGGCUAGGAAUAAGGCUACGUACAUUCAGAACCUGUCUUCUAUUUCAACAAAAAGUGAGCUGAAGACAACUGCCAUUUUUGGACACCUGGGUGGCCGUUUAGUGGUUCCAAACACAGGAGUCAGUUUGCUGAUACCACAUGGAGCUAUUCCUGAGGAGAGUUCUUGGGAAAUCUAUCUUGCCAUCACUCAAAAGGAGUCCAGCCUACAGCCAGAAGGCACAGACGUUCUUCUAGGACCAGAAGUAACUUGUGGGCCCUCAGAUUUGUCUGUCAGCACGCCGUUUGCCUUGACGAUACCGCACUGCGCAGAAGUCAACUCAGAGCACUGGAACAUUCACUUGAAAAAAAGGACACAGCAAGGGAAGUGGGAGGAAGUGAUGUCUGUGGAAGAGGAAACUACUUCUUGCUACUGCCUGUUGGAUCCUUAUGCCUGUCACAUUCUCUUAAACAGCUUUGGAACUUAUGCUCUUAUUGGAGAACCCAUCUCUGACUGUGCCGUCCGACAGCUGAAAGUCGCCGUUUUUGGCUGCCUGUCUUGCAAUUCUCUGGAUUACAAUCUGAGAGUAUAUUGUAUGGAUAACACCCCUUGUGCGUUUCAGGAGGUGGUUUCGGAUGAAAGACUCCAAGGAGGACAAUUACUGGAGGAACCAAAACUCUUGCACUUCAAAGGGAACACCUUCAGUCUUCAGAUAUCUGUCCUGGACAUCCCUCCGUUCCUUUGGAGAAUCAAACCAUUUACUGCAUGUCAGGAAGUCCCAUUCUCCCGUGUGUGGUGCAGCAGCCCGAAGCCGCUGCUCUGUGCCUUUUCCCUGGAGCGCUACACUCCCGCCACUACCCAGCUCUCCUGCAAGGUCUGUGUCCGGCAAGUCAAGGGCCACGAGCAAAUCCUGCAGAUUCAGACAUCCAUUCUAGAGAAUGAAAGAGAAACCAUCACUUUCUUUGCACACGAUGACAGCAGCUUCCCCGCACAGAUGGGUCCAAAAGCUUUCAAAAUCCCCUACUCCAUCAGACAAAGAAUCUGUGCAACGUUCGACACACCCAACGCCAAAGGCAAAGACUGGCAGAUGUUAGCACAAAAAAACAGCAUUAACAGGAAUCUCUCCUAUUUUGCUACACAAAGCAGCCCAUCUGCCGUCAUCCUGGACCUCUGGGAAGCCCGACAUCAGCACGAUGGUGACCUUGACUCCCUAGCCUGCGCCCUGGAAGAAAUAGGAAGGACACACUCCAAAAUCUCAGACAUAACAGAAACUGAGAUUGAGGAGCCUGACUUCAACUACAGCAGACAGAAUGGACUUUAGCCGCUUUUUUCCACUCCAGAACUGAUGGCCAGCUUUGACUAUUCCACUAGGGAUUCCCUUUGGCAGGGAGGAAGUGAGGGUUUCUGCACACUGUGUGUAUGACAACAGACACACGAGCCCACAAUGCGGUUUUCAGUUGGAGGAGCAGAAGCAGCCCUAUUAAAAGUCAUCUCGGUAAUAAGGAAAACACGAGCUUCUCCCUGUCCUCUCUCAUUUAAAAUUCAUGGUUUAAUGUCAGAAACCAAAACCACACAUCUAUCAUUCCUGGGGCGGGAAGGAGUGAGAUACAGAGCCAUACAAGGUUGAUAUUAUGACAUAAUGUAUUUUGGAAACAGUAAAGCUAAUAGGAUGCCUAGUGAAAACCAGCAAAUACGAAAUGGAAUAUUUAGAGCCACUAGAGGUUAAUCCUAGUUGAAAGGUUUGUCUUCUCGGGGCCUGGGGUCCCCCGUGUCCUGCAUCUCUAAUUACCACACUCAGAGAAUGGGUUUAAAAAGCUGUUUGAGAGCAUCACGUUGUCACAUCCUAUCUGCUAUACGAAAAUGGAAGAUCCGGCCUUACCCUGUUCAGAUGUUUGAGGAAUUGAAGAGCUCAUAACUAUUUAAUUGAAUCCAUGUGCAUUCCAAACAAUUGAUUUUAAAACUCCAGCCCCUUAAUGAACGUCCAUUUGCUGCAGAGCUCUCCUGCCUGCUCCCUUCACAAAACAACGGAGAGAACCCCAUCUCUGGGAAAUCAGAGUGCGCGCCUGGGCGAGAGAUGUUUUCUAACAUUCUCAGUCUGCGAACUUGCACUUAGGCAAAGAAUGUUUCUUUUGGGGGGAUUUAAAUGACCAAAUAAAGUGCAGGGAAUCGCCAGCCCCAGUUUAGUAAGUUUACACUGGGUUUUUUUCUUAUUAUAUCUCUUCUAAACUAAAAGGAAAGGUGAAGCCAACCAGCACAGCUUAAUUUUGGUUUAGUUUCAGAUUGAAACAAUAAAUCUCACAUGGAACUGCCAAAAAUCGGCUUGAUUUCAUUGCACAAUCUGGAAAUGUUGCAGGAUAUAAAGCUGGCUGUGUUACUCGUGGUUUGGUUACAAACAUGUUGCGUUAAUACCAAAACCUGAUUGAGGCAGAGAAUUCUCAUUCUUUAUCCAUUUCAUACAAAAAUAAUUUAUUACGUCAACUGAACCAAAAAGAGAGCUGUCACUGUGAGCGAGCAUCCUAGUGGAACCGGUACUGAGCCAAAUCUAACCAUUAUUUUUGCUCAUGUAUUGUUUUAAAUAUUUUAAAAUAUUGUCCUGGGCUGUCAGCUUUGGUGACAGGAACACAGUCGGUGUAAAGCAGGAACAGAAACAAGACAUUACGAUCUUUAUGGAAAUGCAAGAAAUGAAAAAAAACAAGAAUUCUUGGGUUUUAUUACCCCAAUAUUUGUCUGAAAGCAGCUUGACAAACCCCCAGGGCAGGUACUGAGUGUGCAGCCUGUGAUAGACUCUCUUUACCCAGUUCUGAAGGGUACGAUGAGCAACUCUCGAUGUUAGACUUUGCUUGUUCUCACUGAUCCAGAACCGCAAAUCCCACUGCUGUCGCAGCUCAGCAAGAGUCACGGACUUGUAAACACUCAGACUUCCCCAAACAUUUUCUGCCCCUGAGUAUCUCAUGCAGCCUGACGUGAGGGUUGGUGUUUGCGAUGGGAACUCAUCGUGGCUGUGAGCAUAUUUAAGACUGAGACAAAAAUACCAGCGUGUUUGGCAGCAAGCUGUCAGUGUUUUCAGCAGCACAUGGUUCUCUCUGUGUUUGAGUUAUAUUUCUAGUGACUCCCAGUCCUCCUCCUCAGAAAGCUGUUCUUCAUUGGACAAAAUGUCAAGAAUUAAAAAGAAAUAGGGAAUGGCAUCCGCAGAGAAGCGGUGGAGUUUGUCACUGAGCUGUCGUUGUCUGGGAAACCAGCUCCAGGCACUCGCCAGCAGUUAAUUUGUUCUUUGCUCCUCCUCAGAUGCAGUUUUAAUUUUCAAGCUAACAACCACAGCAAAGACUGAAGUACUGACCUGAACACAUCCGUGUCAUCUCAAAGACAUACCUGUUUUCUCCUCUUGUUUUCCCACUACAUGCAAGCUACACACAGCGUAUGGGGCCAGAAAGAGCUGCUACAGGGAGCUCAAACCGUAAAGCUUUUUCUCAGGAAAUACACAGCAUUUACUUUCAGAGCCUGGGUGGCUCUGACAAACCUUGGUGUCCAGCUACACCCAACUGCCUACUGAGCACUCAGUAAAGCCAAGAGAGGAGCCAGCAGCUGUCUGGAGGGACUGCCUGCAGAGUGCCUCUAAAAGGGCCUCGGGCUGAAGGGAACUGGCAGUCAUUAUCUACCAUUAUAUUAUAUAUCAUUAUCCAUGUGCCAAUCCAAGUCAGGCCAAAAUCCAACCAAGUCCUGUCUCUGAGUUAACGUGCUGAAAAGGAGCAAAUGUCAAAGUUUCUUACAAUGCCAGAAAAGAAAUCAUUCACUUUUGAGCUGGAGGUGAGAUUUUAAUUUUACACUGCUAGUAGAGAAUUAUUUUCUCCCUAAGUUUUGUUUCCUGGCUUUUCUCCACUUUUGCUAAAGCUGCUGCUUUGUCACUGAUCUUGCUUUCGUGAAUCCAGACCAAGAACUCUGCCUUUUUCUAACCUCUUAUUGUUUUGAUGCCCUUGCAACGUUUAAGUGGACUGGAAAUGUCACAAUUCUCCUUAUUUCCCUUUUCUCCCACUGGAAUGGGGCUUGGAACAGCAACCGAACCGCUGGCCUACACGUGUUACGUGAGCUUCUCUACCCGUACAGCCGAGUCUUACACGAGCUGCUGUCCUUCGUCAGGUGAAGCUCUGGGCAGUGACCAGGAUUCAAAGUUUAGGGAAGGAGAACCGUGCCCUGUACUAAAAGAUUUCCUUGGCAGGGGGUGCAUCCGGACCACCGUGUCUUAGAAUCAUUGACUGUCCUUCAACCGAUCACCUCAUCCCUUCAGAACCCACUGAAACACUUGGCCUUCGUGAACACGAUCAAGUGCCACGAUCAUCUGUUGUGUGUUUUAAACAGCCCUUCCUUUCCAAGCUUUCCUUUGCUUUAAGAUGUGCUCCCUAAUGACUACGCCGGGUUCUCCUGCGGCUGUGGGAUAAGGAAUACUGACAAACUGCUACCCAUCACCUUGCCCGUAUUGCCCAUUCUUGUACAGGCUUCUCUUGUUUCAUUUCUGCUCACACUCGUCUAGGCUGAAAACCACCAGUUUAUUCUACUUCUUUGAACAUCCUUGCCGUUAUUCUCUGUGUCAUCUCUAGUUCUGUAUCUCUUUGGAGAUGGAGUGACCAAUAACCUUUUCAAAAGGAACGCUAAGUCGUGCAUUUCCCCCAUUUCCUGCUGUUCCCACGUUCAGCAUCAAUCACAGAGGAUUAAGGUCUUGCUGUAGUGUAAAGCCACAAGAAACGCCUGCGAGAGAGCGCAGGACACCUAAGAUUACAGGAAGCACUUUACCAUGCAAAUUGCUCAAACUAAUACAUCCUGCACAGAAAAUAAAACCUGCGUAGAUGAGAAAAAUAAAAGGACUGAGAUGCCGGGGAAAACAGCCAAAUCACUUAAGAAGCAUGAAAAGGAAAUUAUUUCUUCUCAGUGGUAAUGAUGGAUAUUGGUAGACAGGAACUGGACAAGAAUAACUUAAGUUAGACUUCUGAGUGGAAAAUAGGCUGUGCUUUAUUCCUCUUCCCUUUCCCCACACCUCAGCCGCGGUUACCUGCGAGGGCUAUUGCAGCCCAGCCUGGGCGCUCUCUUCCUGCUGCUUUGUUGUAGCAUCACCAGAUGAUUUUAAUAGCACUCAGCACUUUUAGGUAUAACAGCUUACGCCAGCUCUCCUCCCUCUCUUAUGCCCAGUCCCCACUGUAGAGACGGAGAAAUUAGAACAGUUCUUGGGUGAAUGUUGAAAUUAAACCAGUUUUUAGGUGAAUGUUUCUGCUGCCAUAUAAGUGAGGCAGCCAGGUGGAUUUUGUUACCACUAACAAACAGCUGAACCAUACCACUGAAAGAUGGCAAAUGUUGGCUUUCUAUUUACUUUUUCCUUUUGUCCUCUCCCCCACAAACCUGCUUGGCAAUGCCCGAUUCUCUCAGAAUGACAAUGUUGCAUUUGUAUGCCGAUGCUAUAUCAACAGAGAGGGGGAAUGUUGGUAGCAAUGUUAAAAUUCCAGAAACACAUUUUUAACAUUUAUGUUUAAAGAGCUUUUGGCAAUCUGUAUACAAAUAGAUAGGAUUUGAUCCAAAAUCCAGAUAUAAAGGAGCAUCUGAAGCAGGAUCAGAGGCCAGAAAUUAGAAAUUCAUUCUUUUCCUCUAUUUUAUGAGUUAUGACUUUUGAAAAAAAAAAUAUUUUUUAAAAUCUCUUCACAAUUUAGAAAGUGAAAGAAAGAGAAACUUAAGGUGACACCGUUCAGAUCCCACCUGGCUGCCCCAAGCCUGGUGAAAUAGCCACUGUGGUUUUACAUCACCCAGGAAUCUGCUCUGGUCUAUUUUCAUCUUCCUAAGCACUUUUCCCAGAUAUUUUUGUGCUGUGAGUCAUUUCAGACUAAUAGUUGCAUUUUUAAAAGGAGUUAGGGCUCUGUCAGCGGCGCCGAGCGCGUCACAGCCCGCAGCUCCGCCAGCUCGCUUACAGCUUCGACAACAGUAUUUUACGCAGUCUGACUGCUUUACAUUCAAAUCCUUUAAGCCACAGGGAAAGGAACCCCGCACUGGAGAUUGAAAUUCAUUUACCAGCGCAAGUUCCAUAAAGCCCGAUGUUCUCCCGUAAAAACGGCUUUUUGUAACAGAUUAAAAGAUAUCAGUGCAAUUCUCUGAAAAUAUGGGGAGGUGGUUUUGUCAUUCCUUUUCUGCCCUGGUCUCCCCUCCAGGCCUGGGCUCGGGUCGCUUCCAGCAGGUUAAGAGAAGCGUAUUCAGCGUAAAUCACUGGAACGGGGAUCCUGUCACAGCACCGCACGCUGUUAACGUCCCACUAAAGGUCCCUUCGGGUGGUUUUUUCCACUGGAAAGAACACACUAUGUGAGAGUUUAAAACAUUCAAUAACUGAUUAAUUCCAGAUAAUAUUUUCCACUACAAAAAGUGCAGCUUAAGUGUGCAGCGAAGCCAAAACUAGUGAGGAACCGGUGUGGACUUGUGUUCCUGGUGGGUUUAUUUUUCUCAGUCUGCUUCUGCCUGCAGAACGCAGAGUUAAGCCAAAACGGCUGCGUCAUCUCCUGGACAGUAACAAACAGACUGGAAACCAGGAGAUUCUAAGUCCUUAACAACCAUGAGUGGGCUGAGAUUUGUCUUUCUAGCCUUUCUGUUCCUAUUUUCAGUUAUACCUGGGAGGUUCUCCCACCAGCGACAGUUGACAUUAUUCACUGAGAACCUUUUUCCUGUUAAAGCUGCUGAAGGGUGUUUUCUAGGGGCUGUUCCUUCGUGGUACAUGCUUUGGUAAAAUUACUUCCUUGGCACUAUUCCACUUCAGAAGAGGCGGGCGGGGUUUCCACAGCAGUGUGUAAAAUGGCACAUCUGUCCUUUCCCGGAUCUCUCACGAUUGCCUAGUUAAAAUCUCUUAAAAUGUAAAGGAUUCCUAAGCAAAGACGAUAACUUAAAAUACUGAGUAUAUAACACACACCCUCUGUAGCAACAGAUAAAACUCAAUAUGCUGGCGAACGAUCAUGAAUCACUUCCUAGUAGCUCACCGUCCAGCUCUUUUCUCUCGUUGCCAAUGUGAGAAUAAACGCUAGCAAAAAAUCUCCUUUCCAACAUGGACAAAACUAAAUAAAUCUCUCUGAGAUUAAAGAACCACCUAGAGAAUCGUUGGAUAGUAAAAGCGUUCGCAAUGCAGAAAACAGAACUGAUGUUCUACUCGUUGCCGCAAGUAAAAGGAAAAUCUGUCGGUGUCCAUGUUCACUGUUAUGUCCAAAAAUAAAACACACAUCUGGGACUUUGCCACUCUAUUUUUUAUAUUAGAGGUGAAUAGUACAGAUUCUACUCGUGUUUCUUGUCUGGGGCUCGGGUGGGUAGGGGUGUAUUGUAAUUUUUCAAGCUAUUUGCAAAAGCUGCUUUUAAAUAAGCUGUUGAGUUGUCUUGACUAACUGGUUUGUGCUUUACGAGGGAAUCCAGGUGAGCCGGAUUCGAUGGGUAGCCGCCUCGCCUCGCCGUCACAGGGUAACUAGAGCUGAAGUCACUUGUGAAAAUUUAGCUAAGGGACAGGGAGAUUAGCUGCCCCGUCCCUGGUCUGUGCUGUAGUGUGCUGUAAUCUACUGAGAUUAGACACUCACCUACCGUAGAACCGUGGUUGUGUCAGCGGCUCCGUAGUUCGUCUGCCCCUGGUGUGAUAAACUUGGUUGAGAGUGUACUUCUGCAGAGUUAAGAAGAUGUCAACCCCCUGUGUUAUCUGGUCUCUGUAUAUAAAUCUUGUCUUAUCCCAAAAGGGAACGUGUAGCCCAAAAAUGAAGUUGAGGGUGUUCUGCGCCAAGCCUGGGUGAAGUUCUUUCUGGUACAGCAGGGGGAAGGCGUGGAUCUAACAGCAAGGGUGUUUGCCUCAGAAAACAAGAAUGUCUUGACGAACCCUGACUUAGAACUGACUGAAGCUUUGGGUUUGCAGUUUAAAAAAUGUACAAUCUGGUAUUUCCCGUACUGAAAUUUGGAAUAUUAACCCUAUGGUGAUGAUAUCUUUUCAGGCUGUUCCCCCGUUUGUGCACCAAAGGUGGAGGGGGAGGGAGGAGUAUUUUUAUAUGAAGCUGUAGAUCUUUGCAUUCUUUCCACUUUCAGUCUAAAACCCAGAUCCCGUUCCCGUUACCGCACCUCGCGGCGCUCCGUGCUGUGGGGGAGUUCACAAGGAAGCAGUACACGCACACAAAUCUCUGUGUCGAAAGGGGAGGCGGCGUAUCCAUCCUCCUGGGGUAUAUCGGUAACAGCAAACCGACAUCGUAUGAUUUGUAACUUGGGAGACGUAGCUGCCUCCUCCCUCCUCUGAGUGAAAUCCAUGCCCACUGUGGCUGCUGAUCUCGGUUUGUGCCUGGGUACAAACACGGUACGUGUACACCUUCUGUUAAUUCGGAUUAAGCACAGUGGGAUGCUGGUCAGUCUGGCGAGACUUUACGCAGCGUUAUGCGCAACUCGAGCAAAUUGAAAAAUAGCCAUUGCAUUUGGGCUUUCAAAUCUUUUGACCAGCCUUUUGGUGAAAAGAGGAGGGGGAACAUCAGGCUAAUCAAACAAAAUAUAAAUAAUCAUUUUUUAAGAAAGAGAAAACCACAAGUGUUCCCCUAAAGACCUAUUUUCUCUUCUGCUCCUUUGUUUUUGCAACAAAUAGGUUCUAAAAAUGUUGGUUCUUGCUCGUUUGAGCAUUCUUCCCCCCCCCGGCUUCUCCCCAUGGUUUCAGUGUGUUUAGAACUGAAAGAAGAGCAGAGUUUUGAAUGCUUUCUUUCAUAUGAAGCUGAAGGAGUAGGGAAGAGAGGCCGAAGAACGUUAAAUAAAAAGCAUGGCCUUGGCUUCAUAUCACACUUUCUGUGCCUUGUUCUAUCAAUGUAAAUUCUGAAUGUUGUACAGUAAAAUACUUGGGAAAGACUCCUUGGAAAAGGCUGCACUGGCUUCUUUUUUCAGCACAUGUACAUAUAUAAAUAUAUAUACAUAUAUAUAUAUAUUUGGUAAUGCCAAACAGCUGUGUUAUAUUGUACUGAAAAAGUAAUAAUGGACAGUUUGGAUGUUUUAUGUAGAGUUUGCAAAACUUGUAUGGCUCUAGCCUUUUGAAGAUAAAUGUACAG
Cuculus canorus (common cuckoo) is the source of this 10759-nucleotide messenger RNA. It is a transcript of the gene UNC5D, whose product is annotated as unc-5 netrin receptor D. Gene Ontology annotation, cellular component: membrane. The record is from RefSeq and is a predicted model, not a curated record. The transcript is spliced from 17 exons. Gene Ontology annotation, molecular function: netrin receptor activity; protein binding. Bases 148 to 3018 code for a protein of 956 amino acids. Gene Ontology annotation, biological process: netrin-activated signaling pathway. NCBI's taxonomy places the organism in Eukaryota, Metazoa, Chordata, Aves, Cuculiformes, Cuculidae.